AUGGAUGACGACGUGAAGUGUCCGCACUGCGGAUCCACUAAAUACCGGAACCCGUCGCUGAAGUUGAUGGUGAAUGUGUGCGGACACGCCUUAUGCGACCAAUGCGUGGAUCGGCUCUUCUCCAAAGGGUCGGCUCAAUGUCCGCAAAGUGACUGCAAUAUCGCCCUCCGGAGGACACACUUCAGAGUACAACUCUUCGACAACCCUUUGGUCGAGAAGGAGGUCUUCGAGAGAAGACGUGUUUUGAAACACUAUAACCGAAAAGAACAGGAUUUCGAUUCACUCGAAGAAUAUAACGAUUACUUAGAAGAAGUGGAGACCAUUGUCUUCAAUCUGACCAAUGAUAUCGAUCGAGUUGUCACCGAAAAGAAGUUGGAAACGUAUGCCAAAGAGAAUAGCGUUCAGAUCAGCAAAAACAGGUCCAGACUUAGCAAAGACGAGGAACUGAUCGAAGAACUCCUCGAACAGGAGAAACAGGAGUCCGUUCUUCGCAAUCAAUACUUUCUCAAUGAAGACAAAGAGAUGGUUAAAAACAAGGCCAGACUUCGCGAGUCAUUAGUCGACGAACUCAUGUUCUCUGAUCUUCCGGCCCAUCAAAUACUGGCCACUCAUGUGACAGAACAACGAUUGAACAGCGGUUCCAGUGAUGUGACCAAAAGUGCGAACAUAAUGUCAACGGCGCCUAAACCACAGACCAAAGUGUUUUCGACGGGUAUAACAAUCGGGAAGGGGUCCAGUAUUUUCGAGCCAAUCAGCAAACAAAGUGAGGCCAAGUUGUAUGCCUACGAAGCGCCUCAUCUCGACCUCAAUGGUCCCAAUUGUCCGCAACUGAAAGCACUUCAAACCGAUGUUGUCACCGAAAAGAAGUUGGAAACGUAUGCCAAAGAGAAUAGCGUUCAGAUCAGCAAAAACAGGUCCAGACUUAGCAAAGACGAGGAACUGAUCGAAGAACUUCUCGAACAGGAGAAACAGGAGUCCGUUCUUCGCAACCAAUACUUUCUCAAUGAAGACAAAGAGAUGGUUAAAAACAAAGCCAGACUUCGCGAGUCAUUAGUCGACGAACUCAUGUUCUCUGAUCUUCCGGCCCAUCAAAUACUGGCCACUCAUGUGACAGAACAACGACUAAACAGCGGUUCCAGUGAAGUGACCAAAAGUGCGAGCAUAAUGUCAUCGGCGCCUAAACCGCAGACCAAAGUGUUUUCGACGGGUAUAACAAUCGGGAAGGGGUCCAGUAUUUUCGAGCCCAUCAGCAAACAAAGUGAGGCCAAGUUGUAUGCCUACGAAGCGCCUCAUCUCGACCUCAAUGGUCCCAAUUGUCCGCAACUGAAAGCACUUCAAACCGAUGGUUAUCUCAAGAAUGUCAAGCCGUCGACCGCUGANAUCAGCAAACAAAGUGAGGCCAAGUUGUAUGCCUACGAAGCGCCUCAUCUCGACCUCAAUGGUCCCAAUUGUCCGCAACUGAAAGCACUUCAAACCGAUGGUUAUCUCAAGAAUGUCAAGCCGUCGACCGCUGAAGACUUGGCCGGAGGUUUUCUCGCUUACUAUCCCUGCCAUCGCGCCCUUCAGGAGUCCUUUUGUGGCCUUUAUUUCCAGCCAUAA
Messenger RNA from Medioppia subpectinata, 1599 nucleotides. The record is from the annotation of a GenBank genome assembly. Lineage: Eukaryota; Metazoa; Arthropoda; Arachnida; Sarcoptiformes; Oppiidae.